Cebus imitator (Panamanian white-faced capuchin) is the source of this 2204-nucleotide messenger RNA. RefSeq names its product DNA dC->dU-editing enzyme APOBEC-3G-like. Lineage: Eukaryota; Metazoa; Chordata; Mammalia; Primates; Cebidae. Gene Ontology annotation, molecular function: RNA binding; cytidine deaminase activity. The record is from RefSeq and is a predicted model, not a curated record. Gene Ontology annotation, biological process: cytidine to uridine editing; DNA cytosine deamination; defense response to virus. Gene Ontology annotation, cellular component: nucleus; cytoplasm; P-body. The coding region runs from base 1038 to 1568 and encodes 176 amino acids. The transcript has a single exon.
AUGAGAUUUAGGCAUAGACAAAUAUCUAAACUAUGUCAACAGUCUUGUGAUAUGAUGAUUUAAAAAAUACUCAUGUCAGAGAAUCAUCCUCAAAGGUCCCACCAACCUUAACAAAUUAUAUGUCUAAGCAACAAAUUGUUUAAAAUAAGUGUAUGGGUAGAAAGUUUAAAAAUCUCAUUAAGCAACAUUUUUAAUUUGCCACUGGUUGGAUUUCCUAAAAAUAAUAAUUCUGAAUAAACAAAAUGCAUAUUCAGUACCAUAUUUGUGCCCUCCAAAAGCAUGAGCAUCUAAAACUCUUCUGUUAAGCUAGUUACCAAAAAUUAUGGAACUGUAGGAAGACAGGUGAGAAUGGAGAACAGGAAGAAGGAGAAGAUAGAAAUGAGGGGAGAGAAGUAGGUUUGUACCGAACAUAUUUCCACUUCCCAGACCUGUUACAUAAAGGAGACAGUCAUGCAUCACAAGUGGUAAUAAUGGAAAUAUAAAAGAGUCCCAUAACAGAUAUGGCUGUGCCAAUAUCAAAGGCAAAGGAACUUUCAUGGUUAAAUCCUAUGUAUGAUGACCUUUGCCUACCCACGCAAGAUGAUAGAGCCAGAGAGCCUAUGUGGCCCGUACACACUAUCAAAGAUAGCCUGGGUUAGAUUUUGAAAAUUUCACAUAGCAUACUAUGGAGGGUACUUCAUAAAGCUAACAAGAGCAUGGAAAACUUCCAAGGACUUUCCCUAAGAGAAUUACUCAGGUGUCAGUAAUAGAGAGAACACAUGUAUCUAAUAAGUCUAUGCCUCUCAAUGUUAAAAAGAAAUUAUACAUACAUAAAACACUUCUUUCCCAUCUUUAAAAUGGACAUUUUCUUUCAUUUCUGUUAAUAACAGAAAAAUUUCAUGGUACUAUCUAUAAGUACUGAAAUUCUAGUAUCUCAUUGGGUUCCAGUGAGUCAUUAGACUGGUACAAUCUAAGAAAUAAAUCUUCCCUGCAAUAAUUAUGAAAAUACAAAAUACUUGGUAGCAGAAAGUGAAACCCUAGUGGUCCAGACCAAGAUCAUGGUUGGGACUAGCUGGCCACAGAUGAAGCCUCAGACCAGAAACACGGUGGCGCAAAUGAAUCCAGAUACAUUCUUCUACAACUUUUAUAAUAGACUCAUCCAUUCUCAUUGGAAUACCAUCUGGCUGUGCUAUGAAGUGAAAAUGAAAACAAAGGACACCUUAAGGCCCCUUUUGGUUGCAAGGACCUUUCAAGGCGAGAUCUGUUCCAAGCCUCAACACCACCCAGAGAUGAGAUUCCUUCAUUGGUUCCUCAACUGGAAGCUGCAUAGCGACCAGGAGUACAAAGUCACCUGGUUUGUAUCCUGGAGCCCCUGCCCAGUGUGUGCAAGGAAUGUGGCCGAGUUCUUGGCUGAGGUCACCCUGACCAUCUUCGUGGCCUGCCUCUACUGCUUCUGGGACCCUCAUUACUGUGAGGAGCUUCGCAGGCUGUGUCAGAAAAGAGACAGUCCGCAUGCCACCAUGAAGAGCAUGAAUUAUGGCGAAUUUCAACACUGUUGGGACAAGUUCAUGUACAACCAAAGAUUGUAGAAGCCUUGGAAUAAGCUGCCUAAACAUUAUACAUUACUGCACAUCAUGCUGGGGGAGGUUCUCAGACACUUGAUGGAUCCAGGCUUAUUCACUUACAACUUUACCAAUGACCCUUAGGUCCUUGGACAGCACCAGACCCACCUGCGUUACGAGGUGGAGCACCUGCACAAUGGCACCUGGGUCCUGCUGGACCUGUACCGGGGCAUCAUACUCAACAAGGCUUCAAAUAAUCCUGGUUUCCUUGAAGGCCGCCAUGCAGAGCUGUGCCUCCUGGACCCGAUUUCCUUUUGGAAGCUGCACCCAGCCCAGUGCUACAGGGUCACCUGCUUUAUCUUCUGGAGCCCCUGCUUCAGCUGUGCCCAGGAGGUUGCUAAAUUCCAUCAAGAAAACCCACACAUAAGCCUUUGCAUCUUCUCUGCCUGCAUCUAUGAUUAUCAAUGAGGACAUAAAAAGGGCCUGCACAGGCUGGACAAAGCUGGGGCCCCAAUUUCCAUGGUGAAAUACAAUGAGUUUAAGCACUGCUGGGACACCUUUGUGGAUUACCAGGGACAUCCCUUCCAGCCCUGGGAGGGACUAGAAGAGCCCAGUUAAACCCUGAGUGGAAGGCUUCAGGCCAUUCUUCAGAAUUAGGGAAAC